This is a messenger RNA of Alligator mississippiensis (American alligator), 3041 nucleotides long. RefSeq names its product coiled-coil domain containing 77 (gene CCDC77). Bases 1222 to 2523 code for a protein of 433 amino acids. The transcript is spliced from 10 exons. Gene Ontology annotation, cellular component: centrosome. The record is from RefSeq and is a predicted model, not a curated record. NCBI's taxonomy places the organism in Eukaryota, Metazoa, Chordata, Crocodylia, Alligatoridae.
AUGGACUGUUUUAUUUAGUUCAUCACACAUAGACACAUUAAAUACACUCACACAUCCAGUUUUUGGCAGAAAAAGGGUUAUACUCUCAUCAGAGUAUUGAGGUUGAAGAGCUAAUAUUACUGAUGUUUCUCAUACUGAAGAUUGCUGGGGAAUGUGACUUGACUGAGCUGAAGGGGAAUCAUUACAUCUUGAGGUCCUAGGAAUGAGCAAGUUUGGGCCAUCAGGUCUUAUAGUGCAUAGGGGAAAGUACUUUUAUUUUAAUAUAUUGCACUGUUGUAGAAAGUCUUCAUGAUAUUAUGUGUAUGUAUGUUAUCUCUCAACCCUGAGUUUAAUGGACAGUACUAUUUCCACCUGCUUUUCACUAUGCAUUAGUUUGUUGAAGUGUGGACACUCAUUUGCCCAAAAUGAAUAAGAGCUUUGUUGGAUGGAUGCAGACUACUGCAGUGGUCUCCAGGAGCUCCCAGAAUGGACCAGGACCCCAGUGUGCCUAAGCCAGUGAUUUUCAACAAGUGUUCUGUGGCACCAUUCAGGGGUGCCACAGUGUGUCAUGCACAGUGUAAGCACUGUUCGGUGUGCAAACAUGGUUCAUAAGAUAAACCCAGAGAUUUCAAAUAGCAUUCUGACCUGUUGUCAUCUGAGAUCUUUGUAUAAAAAGAAUUACUUUCUUUUUUACACAGAAAAAUAAUAAUAAAGUGAAAACCAACAGCUGACACUUUCCAAGGGGUGCCUUGAGUCCAGUGAGGGGUACCUUGUAUCUAAAAAUGCCAAGAACCACUGGCCUAAACACUUGGGGUAACUUGGAUCUAAAAAAGAUGAGAACCACUGACCUAAAUGCUUAAUAAGCAGAAUGAAAAGGAUGGUUUCUGACCCAAACCUUACACUCCAAGACCUAUUUCAUGCUACAGUGUUCUUCCAGCACAGCUCCAGUUCUGUUAGCCAGACUUUGAGUAUUUCUACACUCAGAGCUUCUUUGUAACAGAAGCCAUUCCCCCUGUCCCUGCCCCAACCUCCACUCCCACCUCCCUUUUGCCAACAGGUUUAUGCCUUAUUUCCUGAAUGAAACAAAGCUCUGCCAGCUGACUGAAGGCAUAUGUAACUAUGCCUGUGCCUUCUGCUGGAUGUUGCUAUCCCUUCUGCAGCUGGUUCAUUCCCUGAGUGUUUUUUCCAUUUGACCAUUAUGGCUACUACAAGGAACCAUGGAGAGCUGCCAGAAGUUCAUGAAUGUGUGCAUGUUCUGAUGUUUUGACAGUGGCAAAUGCUACCUGCUUCCAGAACUUCUAUUGGCAAAACAAGCACAAACUACAGUGGGAGAUGCGUCAACGGGAAGAGGAAAUUGCAGAGCUGCAGAAGGCUUUGAGCGAUAUGCAAGUUUACCUCUUCCAGGAGAGGGAACAUGUGUUACGUCUUUACUCAGAAAAUGACCGGCUGAAAAUCAGGGAGCUGGAAGACAGAAAAAAGAUUCAACAUCUCCUAGCUCUUGUGGGAACAGACACAGGAGAAAUCACUUAUUUUCACAAGGAGCCUCCACACAAGGUCACUGUUUCUCAAAGGUCAAUCAAAUCCAGAGAUCAACACGAACGAAAUGAUACCUAUACUUCCAGAACAGCAGGCACUAAAAGGAGCACCUCAAAGCCAGCAGCAAAAGGUGAGAAACCAGAAAGUCCUGAAAAAUAUCACAGAGACAAUCAAACUCUUUUACUGCAGGUAGAGGCUCUGCAGGCUCAAAUGGAAGAGCAGACCCGGUUAUCCAAGGAACAGCUUGAUGCAUUGUUAGAAGAUAGGAGGAUUCACAUGGAAGAAGCUCAGGUUCAGCAUCAGAGGGACCAAGACAAGAUCAAAAGCUUGACAGAUAAACUCCAUAAGACCCAGAACCUACUCUAUGAGAGCACACGGGACUUUCUCCAGCUGAAGUCUGAUUCACGAGCAAAUGAGAAAGCAUGGAUGGCAGAGAAGGACAGUUUAUUGAGGAAACUUGAUGAAGGCCGGGAUGUGGUUUUCAUCACUAGGGAGCCAGAGAGGGAGAGAAAGGAGAGAGACAUCAAGCUGAUUCGUCAUGCAGAUCGUGAAAUUCAGAAGGUAAAGAGUGGCGAAAUCAAGUCAUUGCAGGAGCAGUUAAUACAGGAGCAGAGACUGGCAAGCAUGUACCGAGAGCAGUGUGUUACCCUGGAGGGUGAGCUGGCUAGGAUUCGUGAAGAGGGGGAUGUUGGCCGAGAGCUCUUCAAGGAACGCUCAGAAAAGAUGGGGAAGCGUUUGCAACUGAUGACGCAACGAUAUGAGGCCCUGGAAAAGCGGCGUAGCAUGGAAGUAGAAGGCUUCAAGAAUGACAUUAAGCAGCUUCGGCAGAGGUUGAAGGAUGUAGAGAAACAGCUCUUCAAGGUGACCAUGAAUAUUGGACCAGACCAAGACCUUGCUAUUCUGCAUGAGGUACGCCAAGGCAACAGGCGAACUCGCAAAAUUCAAGGAGAACUAAGAAACUUGAAGGCAAAAAUCUAUGGCUUGGAGAAUGAACUACGGAUCUGUUGAUAUAGAGAGAUCAGCCAGCAUAGUAGUGUUAUGACCAUGACUGAUUCUAGGUUAUAAAGGUGAGUUUAAAGAACAGGCUUCAUAUAUCUCUUUCCCAGCAUCCCAUGACAAACAAGAAGCAGCAUUGCUUAGGGAAAUCUGCAAAUUAAUUUCAGAGUGUGGCAGAGAUGUUUCCUUUGUCUCCUAAUGUGUCCAGCUCUGCUGUCCCUUCCCUACUACAUGUGAGAUCACUGAUAAACAUGUUCUAUCUUACGUUCAUCCCUUGUCCCCAAAAAACACAGAUGACUUUGUGAGUGUGAAAAGUUGAUUUAGUAUCUUGGAAUUUUCUGCUGUAAUUUUUUUAUACCAUCUUGUCAAACAUGAUGUCAUCAAGUUGAUGCCUUUCUGAGGUAUGCGACUUGAGCCGCAAGGGCCUCCUGACAUUUUUUUUUAUUGUUAUUAUUAUUUGCCAAAGAAUCAAGUUUGUAAUGUUUUCUAGAUUUUUUUUUUUUUUAAUUAAAAUUAAGAGUGAAAGCUUC